Molecule: messenger RNA, 824 nt
Organism: Branchiostoma floridae (Florida lancelet)
Lineage: Eukaryota; Metazoa; Chordata; Leptocardii; Amphioxiformes; Branchiostomatidae
Exons: 1
Coding region: 15-737 (240 amino acids)
Source: RefSeq, a predicted model, not a curated record
UUUUUCAGUUCGUCAUGUCGCAUCACCAGCGGUCUACUCGCUCGUCUUCAAGCAACGAGGUGCGGUCUGCCGAACUCCGAGGUAAACUUUCCUCCGAGCACAAACUACUGCUUGACGCAAUUGAAGCAACCCUCUUGGAUCCGCUGAAAUCAGAGAUUCAAGGUUUAAAGCAACAGUUUGGAAAAUUCGCCGAGGAGCAAGCGGUAAUUAAGUCGACGGUCGCACACCUGGAGAACAAAGUAGAGGAGGCAGCUGUUUCAAUCCAUCAACAUUCCAGGCGUCUCAAUGAGCUGGAGCAAUACUCGCGGCGCAACUGUCUUCUACUGCACGGAGCUACUACAUCUGAUUCCGACUCAGUCAGCGUCGUCCUCGACUUAGCCAAGAACAAGCUGGGCGUCACCCUUUCUGAGAGUGAGAUUGACCGUGCUCAUCCUCUCCCAGGACGCAAGGAAUCCAACAGCGGAAGGAAACCACCGAUUGUUAUCAAGUUUGUGUCCUACAACACCCGUAAUAAAAUCUUCACGGCCAAGUCUAAGCUGAAGGGAUCGGGCAUGUACAUCACCGAGCACCUUACACGCGAGAAUGCCCAGUUACUCCGAGAGACACGGGCGAAGCUGGGGACGGCCUGGUCCUUCGACGGCCGGAUCUUCUGCCUCGUCGACGGUGUGAAGAAGAAGAUUAGCUGUCUUGAGGACCUAGACUCCAUCACCUCAACUUCCUCAGCAGGCGAGACAUAACUCUAUGACUUACUGUCUGUAACUGUGGCCAAGUUCUCGCUAAUAGUUUGUUUGUUCCCUAAACAACCUGACUCAAGACGAUCUGUU